This is a messenger RNA of Neocloeon triangulifer, 2274 nucleotides long. RefSeq lists its product as uncharacterized. Lineage: Eukaryota; Metazoa; Arthropoda; Insecta; Ephemeroptera; Baetidae. The transcript is spliced from 5 exons. The record is from RefSeq and is a predicted model, not a curated record. Bases 155 to 1342 code for a protein of 395 amino acids.
UAAAAAUAUAAUGUAUGGCUGUGGGGGUCGGUGGGCUGAUUUUCGGGCGCAAUUAUGCGCGGCAUGCGCGCCAUAAAAAUUCCUUCGCACGAAACGGAGCCGCUUUUCUGUGAAACUGCAUCCUUUGGUCGUGACGGCGCCGGCGGCGGCCGCGAUGAAUUUGCAUUUGUUGAGCGGCGAUCGCGAGCGAGGCAUUAUGGCGGCCGGCAGCAAGUUCGAGCGGCUCGUGGCCCACCACCCCUGCGGCGACCUGGUGCACCCCUGGCCCGGGGCCACCUGCCGCUCCGAGUUCCUCCUCAUGGGCCGCGACGGCGCCCUCGGCACCACCCCCUACAUGCUCAUCUUCUUCCUGGCCAAAUUGGUCGUCGGCGGCGCCAAAGGGAAGGCCCUGAGGGAGGAAAUCAAUCGGCUGCCGCUCAAAAUAGUCAGGGUCAGUUUGCUGGGGGCCACCCUGGCGUCAGGAAUCGUCGGUUCGAUUUGCGGUUUCAGGUGGUUGUUUGGCCGAUUCCGCUGGUGGUUUGUGGGUCUCGGUCCUGGAUCUGUGGCUGGUCUUUUGUCUAUCCUGACGCAAGAUAUUUCCGAAGUUCGCACAUUCGCCUCCUACUUUUAUGUUGCUGCGGUGGAAUAUGGAGUUCGGAAGGUGAUUUGGCGGCGGAAGAGGAUGCUGGUGCUGGAAACGGCGCUUUUCAGCGCUUUGAGCGCGGCCUUGGUGCGGCUGCAGCACCUGAGCAAACCGACCUCCCUGCCGUGGUUUUUCUACCCGGAAAAGUGUCCAGCGCAGUCCGAGAAGGAGCAUUCGGUGGCCUGCGUGGACCACGGGGUGCGCGGCGCCGCCCGGCUCGCGACUUUCGGCGCCAUUCUGGGCGGCCUGCGCGUCGUCGUUCCUCUGGCCCGCGACCUGCUAAACCGGAGGCCCGUCGGCGGCGGCGCCCGAUCGGCGGCCGCCUCCGCCUGGAGCUUCCCGGCCUUCCUGGCCGCCUACGUGGCCCUGCAGCGCUGGACGCGGUGCCUGGUGGCGCAGAACAGGGGCCGCGACGAUGGAACGGCCGCGGCCGUUUCAGGGGCCGUCGCCGGCCUCUCGUACCUGCUGCACCCCUCUCUCUCCAUUUUGGCGGCCGCCCUCGCCUCCAUCGGCCAGCUGGCGGUGCAGGACAAGGUGUCCGGCCGGUGGUGGCCGCACUUGGUGUUCGGCCUGUCCACAGGGUGGAUGCUGCACGCAAGACUCAACGAGCCGGACCACAUCUGCCCUCCGUUUGCCAGAAUUAUUUUCACCGAGUGUACCAGGGCCAGAGCCGACAGAAUCAUCGACGACUACAAAAACAUUCUGCAACUGAACAAGUAGUUUUGAAGGCAGAGCUGCACUAAUUCACAUUGCGAUUAUUGCUCAUAAGAAAGGCCAGUUCACUGGGAAAAAAUAUCAACAUUUAGACACAAAUUUCAACAGCAUCUGCCUCUCUUGGGAGCAACGUUAAACAAGCAAACCUUAAUCAGAAGUGAGAAGCACAUCGGCGGCGGAGAUUGAAACGACACAAUUUGCAUGGCAAAUAAAAUUGCAAAGGUUCAUAGACGUUUUAUUCGACAAAAAUCAUCGAGAAUCACAGAAGUGGGGGCGUGGCCCAGAGUCCGGACGGAGUAUCACGGCGCAGCGGCGGCGGCAGACUAGUCGUGGGCAGGGCUGGCGGGGGCCGCGAGGCCCCCGCCCGACCGUCACACGUAGACAGGACCCUGCGCUGUGCUAGGGUCGUGCUCGGCAUCAGGCGGCAUGACUGGCAAUCGAGGGUACGGAGGUCCGCCGCCGCCGUCGUCGAAGAAGCGCCGGAAGGUGAACUCGAAGAAGCCGUGGAAGGGCCGGUUGAAGUCCUGGUCGGAGUCGCUCGAACCGCCGCCGCAGCUGCUGCGCACCUUGUCGGCGUCGAUGUCGUCAAAGUUGGACGUGUCGGUCGGGUUGUCCAGGUGAGGCACAAACGGCGCCUUCUGCGAGCGCAGACCCUUGUCGAAGUCGAUCUCGCGGAAGAAGCCGUGCGCCUUGACCUCGCACGCGUUCUUGCCCAGCCGCUGCUCUGGAGAGGUGCACAGUUUCAGGAUCAGGUCACUCGCCUCUGGAGACAACUGGGCCUGCUCCGGUAUGUGCAGCGUGUCCUGCCAGUGGAUCACCUGUGGAUUCCCAAUGAUUUUUGUUUAAACAUCUGUUAAUUGUCAAUUUGAAUUUGUAUCGAUUUCUGAAUUAAAUUUCUCUUUAAGUAAUAUUUAUGUUUUUAGUCCGCUGAUAAUAAA